AUGCGGUUUAACAAUGGGUCCCAAAAGAAAGCCUCCGCAGGCGCUGGGUCCGGACCCAAACCUGGCACCAAGCAGGCAAAAGCUGCUGCGGAGAAAGCCGCGGAGAAGAAGCCGGCCGCCACGGAGGAGCCCAAGAAGCCGACCGUGAAGGAGAUGAUUGGCGGCGCAUCAUGGACAGGCAAACUGCCAGUCAAUAUGCUGUCGGAGCAUUGCCAGAAGCAAAAGUGGGAGAAGCCGGAGUAUAGCAUGAUGAAUUGCGCCAAUAUCCAGACUCAAUCUCGCGACGGCUUUGUGUCCGCGGUGACCCUGAAAAAAGUCGAUCCCAAGACGAGAGAAUUGAUCGUUCUUCCGCCCAUGAAAUUGCCCCCGUCGCAUAAGCACCUGGCCGCGCAAGCAACUGCCCUUGAAGCCAGACAUUUCGCCGCCGCAUUCGGUCUGUUCCGAGUGUGCAAUAUGCGCAACUUGCACAUGAUGCUUCCGCCUACCUAUAAGCAGCUUUGGAAGGAGGAGUUCGCCCAAAUCAAGGUAGCAGAGACAAAGGAGGGCAAGGGUUGGAUGUACGAAGCAGAUCCGUUUCUGGCAAAGCAGGAGCGUGAAAGUGCAGCCGCUGACCUGGAAAAGAAGAAAGUAGAGCGCGAAAAGGCUCAAGCAAAGGAGAAGGUUUCUGCGACAGAUCUAGGCUUAGGUGGAGGUGAUAAUAAGGGCAAGCGGGUCUGGUCGCAGGCGCCGAAGGUGGACAUGGGAACUCGUAUACGGCGCGAGAUCGAAAGCCUAUUGCGGCAGCAUACGGUCUGGAAUCCUUAUGGGAUCGAGAUUCCACAGAAAGAAAAGAGCGCUAUUGUGGAAGAAUUCUCUCGUCUUGGGUUCCGCCGCAGUCACGUCGAGGAGGCUGUGGUAGAGUGCAAAGACCGAGAGGAAGUGCUGGAGUGGCUGUUGAUCUAUGUCCCUGAAGAUGAUCUGCCUCCAUGGAGUCUGCCCGAGGGAUAUUCGGCUGGUGUCAGUCUCGCAGCUGGGGAUCUAGCCCGAGAAGCUAAGAUCAAGCGACUGGCGUCGAUUGGUUAUCCCGUUGAUCUCUGCUCCCAAGUGGUGGAUAGCAAGAAGGGCGACGAAUUAGCCGCAGCCGAGUAUCUACAAGGAACAUUAGCCCAUGGAUCGGCCUUCGCCUCUAUUGACAUCCCCGAAGGCGAUGCGGGAGCUUGGGCCGAGGAGCAAGAUACUCUGGAGGCUAUCUUCGGCGAACGCUAUUCUCGUGUUUCUCCUCGAGUAUGCGAGAUCAAGAGCGAGGCCCCCGAGAUCCCAGAAAAUGCUGUGUUCCGCUUUCAAGAGCCGUCGAAUCAUUACCCUACUGCCCCUCCAGUCAUCUCAAUUCAAGCUAAGGGUAUUCCGGCAUAUAUACGCCUCAGCGCCAUUCGUCAAGCAGUGCAAUAUGCCGAAGAAAGCUUCUCUGGGGAGCCUAUGAUCUUCAACAUUCUGGAUUGGCUAGAAGUCAAUCUGCCCCAUAUUAUGGAGAAUCCAGGUAGACUGCGGGAUAUCUCUACUGUAACAGCUUCUGUGGCGGCGGAAACUCUAGAGAUGCCUGUGCGCUCUAGCCGCAAGCAGCGGAGAGGUAUUGAUUGGAAAGCAAACUCGCCACAGAGCAUGACAAUUCGAGAGGCCUGGGAAGCGAAGCAAGCAAGUACGGCACAAAUUGAGAUGUCCCGGAAACGACAAUCGCUCCCAGCGUGGAAUACUCAAGAAGCUAUUAUCGAAACAGUCAACUCCCAUCAAGUCACGAUUAUCUCGGGUGAAACUGGUAGCGGUAAAAGUACGCAAUCCGUGCAGUUUGUCCUCGACGAUAUGAUCAAGCGUGGACUUGGAGGCGCCGCGAACAUCAUUUGUACACAGCCUCGCCGGAUCUCAGCCCUAGGUCUGGCUGACCGUGUGAGCGAUGAGCGGUGCUCGUCUGUAGGUGACGAAGUUGGCUAUAUCAUCCGUGGCGAGUCGAAGGUCAAACAUGGUGCUACUAAGAUCACAUUCGUGACAACUGGUGUCCUUCUCCGCAGAAUUCAGUCCGGUGGUGAUGCAGAUGGCAAUGUUGCCAGUUCCCUGGCCGAUGUUUCGCACGUGGUGGUUGAUGAAGUCCACGAACGAAGUCUUGAUACGGACUUCCUGCUGGCCCUAUUACGAGAUGUUCUACGUCACCGCAAGGAUUUGAAGGUCAUUCUGAUGUCCGCCACACUGGAUGCCGAAAUCUUCAUGAACUACUUUGGCGGGCGCAAGUCAGUUGGUCUGGUCAACAUCCCCGGACGUACAUUUCCUGUGGAAGAUUACUACUUGGACGAUGUCAUCCGAAACACCGGCUUCGCUCCGGAGUUGAAUGAAGACUUUGAAGACGACGACGCUCCGCGUGGCGAAGAGUCUCUGGGCAAAGCUCUUCGUAGCAUUGGGAUGGGUAUCAACUAUGAGCUGAUCGCGUCUACUGUUCGAUACAUCGAUGCAAAACUUGGUGAUCAGCCAGGCGGCAUUUUGAUCUUCUUACCGGGUACCAUGGAGAUCGAAAGAUGUUUGACUGCCGUCAAAAGGAUUCCGAAUGCCUACCCACUGCCACUUCAUGCCUCUCUCCUCCCAGCUGAGCAACGGCGUGUAUUCCAAAGCCCGCCGAAAGGCAAGCGAAAGGUCAUUGCUGCGACAAAUGUCGCUGAAACCUCCAUCACCAUUGAGGAUGUGGUUGCUGUAAUUGAUACCGGCCGUGUUAAAGAAACCAGCUAUGAUCCCAAGGACAAUAUGGUCCGUCUCCAGGAAGUCUGGGCAUCACAAGCAGCAUGCAAACAGCGCCGUGGUCGUGCAGGUCGUGUCCGCGCAGGCACCUGUUACAAAUUGUACACCCGCAAAGCCGAGUCUAACAUGGCCGCUCGCCCGGAUCCUGAAAUCCGACGCGUCCCAUUAGAACAGCUUUGUCUGUCCGUGAAGUCGAUGAAGGGGAUUGACGACGUCGCUAUGUUCCUAGCAAACACCAUCACUCCGCCAGAAAGCAUUGCCGUCGAGGGCGCUCUAACCUUCCUUCACCGUGUUGGAGCCCUAGAUCACAGCCGACUAACAGCCCUGGGUCGAUAUCUCUCCAUGAUCCCAGCCGAUUUGCGCUGUGCAAAAUUAAUGAUAUACGGCUCGAUUUUCGGCUGCAUGGAGUCCUGCCUCACCAUCGCCGCCAUUCUCACCGUCAAGAGCCCAUUCGUAUCCCCACGUGAAAAACGCGACGAAGCUGAUGCCGCAAAAGCCACCUUCUCCCGCCCCGGUGACGGCGACCUCCUUACAGAUCUAUGCGCCUAUCAGGCCUGGUCCGAGCUAGCCCGCUCCCAGGGCUACUGGCAGACUCAGUCGUGGUGUGGUGCCAAUUUUCUCUCCCACCAAACCCUGCGUGACAUCUCCUCCAACCGCGCACAAUUUAUCACCUCCCUCAAGGACGCCGGCAUCUUGCCCGUCGAUUACACGGACACGACAAGCGCACUGAACCGCAACGCCUCCAACAAGAAUCUUCUUCGUGCGCUAAUCGCAGGCGCGUUCCAACCGCAAGUGGCGCAGAUUUCAUUCCCGGACAAGAAGUUCGCCAGCUCGGUGACCGGCACAGUUGAAGUCGACCCGGACGCUCGCACCAUCAAGUACUUCAAUCAAGAGAAUGGCCGGGUGUUCAUCCAUCCCAGCUCGAUCCUGUUCUCGGCCCAGGGUUACCCCAGCUCGGUAGCGUACAUGGCCUAUUUCACGAAAAUGGCGACGAGCAAGACCUUCAUCCGAGAUCUGACCCCCUUCAAUGCCUACUCCCUCCUCCUCUUCUGCGGCUCCAUUACCCUUGACACCAUGGGUCGCGGUCUGCUUGUAGACGGCUGGCUCCGACUACGCGGAUGGGCCCGGAUUGGCGUGCUCGUGUCACGGCUGCGCACAAUGCUCGACGAGUCACUGCAGGCACGCAUCGAUAACCCGACGCUGGGGCCUGCCGCAGGCACGGGCGACAAAGUAAUUGAAGCUGUGAAGAGACUGAUUGAGUUCAACGGGCUAGAUCAGUGA
Molecule: messenger RNA, 4038 nt
Organism: Penicillium macrosclerotiorum
Lineage: Eukaryota; Fungi; Ascomycota; Eurotiomycetes; Eurotiales; Aspergillaceae
Product: RNA helicase
Exons: 4
Coding region: 1-4038 (1345 amino acids)
Cellular component (GO): intracellular anatomical structure
Molecular function (GO): ATP binding; protein binding; RNA binding
Source: RefSeq, a predicted model, not a curated record